Messenger RNA from Daldinia vernicosa, 1682 nucleotides. Its product is annotated as kinase-like domain-containing protein. The record is from RefSeq and is a predicted model, not a curated record. The transcript is spliced from 3 exons. NCBI's taxonomy places the organism in Eukaryota, Fungi, Ascomycota, Sordariomycetes, Xylariales, Hypoxylaceae. The coding region runs from base 222 to 1352 and encodes 376 amino acids.
CUUAGGACUGAUGAGGUAUGAAAAUGAAAAGAGUCAAGUUUUUGCUUGUUUAACUAAACUAUAUAUAUAUCAAUCUGAACUUGUCUCCCAUCAACAAUAUCCUUGAGAGAGAUAUAUAUAUGUUGCGCAGUUGAUCUUGGUCAUCUAUUCGGCUGAAGCUAUUACCUUCUUAUAAUCGAACUAAUGUAACUCGCCCGCAAAAGAAUUCCGUACAUCCAAACAUGAGCUCGGCAAGCCGUGAGGAGAUCACAUCCAAAGUCCUCGAGAGUCUUAAAGGAACACCCUAUGAAGCAUCGUCGCUCGAUGUACUAUCAGGGGGAACUGCUAACUUCAUAUACCGCGCAUCAUUAAUACAGCCGCUUGAGGAUGGUACGCAACAAGUUGCCGUUAAGCAUUCCGAGGAUUACAUUGCGACCUCACCGGGCUUUAAGUUGACUCUAUCUCGUUGCCGCAUCGAAGAAGAAUGUCUCAAAGCAUUAUCGGCCUUUCCUAUCGUCGGCAGGGCCGAUGAGAAUGAUCCUUAUAAUUUCAUCGUUAGGACACCCAGGCUCUACCAUUUCGACGAGACGAACAACACCCAAGUUCAGGAAUAUCUACAGAACGGCAUUGAUUUAAAAAUGCAUACCUUGACAGUUGUAUCCGGUGCUGAUCUAGAGACGACAAAACACCAAAGUCUUCAGCUUGGCAAGGCAUUGGGCAGAUGGCUUAAAGGCUUCCACAACUGGGCGGCGCAACAGCCCGAGCUGCGACAGGCGGUGGCCGCAAAUAAGGAGUUGCAGCAGUUGAAGCACACAAUUAAUUUCUCGUGGCUUCUAGAUCGAGCCAAGCAGUUUCCAAAUGUCCUCGGAAGCGCUGAAGAUAUAUUCGAAGAGGUAGGGAAGAUGGCCGCGGCAGAGCUAGAGGACGACAAUCAGCUCCAGGUUAUCCAUGGAGACUUCUGGACAGGAAACAUUCUUCUUCCCAAGGCCCAAAUCCAGGAGGGAGCGGACGUGCCAAUGUUUGUGAUUGACUGGGAGAUGUCACAGAUAGGAAAGCCUAACCUCGACGUCGGUCAAAUGCUCGCAGAACUGUACGAGUUGAAGCUAUACAAGGAUAAGCCAGCCGGUCUGUUCAUGGCUCAGGGAUUUGUGGAGGGCUAUGGCCCAGUAAGCGAAGACUUUGCUUUCCGCACGGCGAUCCAAGUCGGCGCUCACCUGGUCUCCUUUGGGAUGGUAGUCCCGGGCUGGGGGUCGGCGGAGCAGGUGGAGGAAUGCGGACGCCUCGGAAGAGAUAUGAUAACCCGCGCGUGGGAGAAGGACCGCCAGUGGUUUGAAGAGAGCGACUUCGGCUGGCUGUUUAGUACGACUAGAUGAGCGGUGAUAGUAAACUGUAAUACCAAGUCAAUUCUCUAAGGAAGGGAAGAAACAAAGUUAUAGAUUUUUAUAGGUUUGAAUCUAAUUAUAUAAUAGUUAAAAGAAGAACGGGUUCCUGAAAAUAUUAGGUACGUUGUUUAGUAAAGCACGUCUAUGCGCUUGGUGUCCAUACGCAAAUCGGAUAUCAGGGGUAGGUAUCAGGGGCAAUGCAUAGCUCAAGAAACACGGGCCCACGUGACUCCCGCGAAAGAAUUAUUCAUGAGUCAAAUUCAAACCCAUAACUUAAACCUACCAAAGACUAAAUUAUCUUUUCAUCCUCGAUAAACUCCC